Molecule: messenger RNA, 789 nt
Organism: Penicillium canariense
Lineage: Eukaryota; Fungi; Ascomycota; Eurotiomycetes; Eurotiales; Aspergillaceae
Gene: pre5
Product: proteasome core particle subunit alpha 6
Exons: 3
Coding region: 1-789 (262 amino acids)
Biological process (GO): ubiquitin-dependent protein catabolic process
Cellular component (GO): proteasome core complex, alpha-subunit complex; nucleus; proteasome core complex
Source: RefSeq, a predicted model, not a curated record
AUGUUCAGAAACAACUACGACAACGAUGCUGUCACCUUCUCCCCGCAGGGGCGGAUAUUCCAAGUCGAGUAUGCACAGGAGGCCGUGAAGCAAGGAUCUGUGGUGGUGGGAUUGGUGAACAAGACACAUGCCGUCCUGGUCGGACUCAAGCGUAAUGCCGAAGAACUCUCCUCCUAUCAGAAGAAGAUUAUCGAGAUCGAUUCGCACAUGGCGAUUGCCAUCGCCGGCCUGGCAUCAGACGCCCGCGUCCUCUCCAACUUCAUGAAGCAGCAAUCGCUUGGUUCGAAGAUGACCUACGGCCGACCAAUCCCGCUGGACCGCAUCGUUACGCAGAUCGGUGACCGCGCGCAAACCAACACCCAGCACUACGGAAAGCGGCCGUACGGCGUGGGCCUGCUUGUGGCCGGCGUUGACGAGGCUGGCCCGCACCUGUUCGAGUUCCAGCCCUCGGGUCUGAUCCACGAGAUGGUGGCUUGUGCCAUCGGUGCCCGCUCCCAGAUGGCACGCACAUACCUCGAGCGCAAUCUUGAUAAGUUCGCGGACUGCAGCCGCGACCAGCUGAUCCAGCACGGCCUGCGGGCACUUAAGGAGACGCUCUCGCAGGAUAAGGAGCUUACGGUGGACAAUACUUCUGUUGGCGUGGUUGGACUGGCUUCCGAGGGUUCGAAGGGUCGCAUCGAGAGCUUCAAGCUGUAUGAGGGUCAGGAGACUGUGCCGCUGCUCGAGGCGCUGGAGCGAUCUGAAGCGUCUGGUACUGUGGAGGACGAGUCGAUGGAGGUUGAUUCAUAA